Molecule: messenger RNA, 1664 nt
Organism: Panicum hallii
Lineage: Eukaryota; Viridiplantae; Streptophyta; Magnoliopsida; Poales; Poaceae
Exons: 11
Coding region: 74-1309 (411 amino acids)
Molecular function (GO): protein binding
Source: RefSeq, a predicted model, not a curated record
UUCCCUUUCUGCUCGCAGUGAGACUUCCCCGGUUCGCUCCCCUCCGGCCGCCGCACGGAGAGAAGCAGCCGCCAUGCAGGCCGCCGCCGCGCGCGCGCGUCGCGUCCUCGCGUCCCCGGCGGCCUCCGGACUCCCUGGCAUUCUCUGGGGCCCUCGCCUCGGGAGCGCAUCAGGCGCUGAGGGUGCCCUCCUGCUCCAUCUCCAUGCCGUCCCCUCCUCGGCGUCUUCUCCGCAUCACGCCAGGGGCUUCGCCUCCUGCUUUGCCCCCCAAUCGCCUGGUAACCUUAUAUUGACAGCCAUGGCUUCACAAUGGUCGAGUGAGAAAUCAGUACACUAUCAGAUGGCAACAACUCAUUUCUCAACAGAAGCAAGUGACGUGGAUCACCCUACAGAAGCUGUAGAGGAGAUGUACCAGAGAAUGUUAAAAUCUGUUGAAGCUGAGACUAUGCCUCCAAAUGCCUGGUUGUGGUCUAUGAUCAGUAGCUGCUCCAAUAAGGAGGACAUCAAACUUCUUUUUCAAAUUUUGCAGAAGCUAAGAGUAUUUCGAUUAUCAAAUCUUCGCAUCAACGCAAACUUCAAUGACCAUCUCUGCAUGAAAGUGACUGAGGCUUGUGCUCGUGUGGGCACCCUUGACUAUGGGCUGAAGGCUUUAUGGAAGCAUAAUGUUUAUGGAAUCACACCAACCAUUGGUUCUGCUCAUUAUCUACUGCAACAUGCGAAAACGCUAAAUGAUACUAAACUAAUGGAAAACAUAAUGCAAGUCCUUAGGAGGAAUUCCUUGCCAUUGCAACCAGGCACUGCUGAUAUGGUCUUCAGCAUCUGCUACAAUGCUGAUAGAUGGGAUUUGCUCUCAAAAUACGCUGACAGAUUUGUUAAAGCUGGUGUCAAGCUGCAUCGAACUGCGUUUGACAUUUGGAUGGAAUUCGCCGCCAAAGUUGGUGAUUCUCAAUCUAUUUGGAACAUCAAUAGUCUAAGAGGCAAGUCCGUCAAACACUAUACUCUUGCAACAGGUUUUGCUUGUGCAAAGGGGUCCUUGCUUGAUCGGAAGCCAGAAAAUGCUGCUGCCAUGAUUAAACUCCUUUACAAGCAUUUGCCUGAUCAGAAGAAACCAUUUGUGAAAGAUGAGCUCAAAAAGCUGAUUGCUGAAUGGCCUACAGAGGUGAUAAAAAGGCAGAAGAAAGAUGAUAGGAAGGCGAUGGAGGAAGCUUUGAUUAAGGACAUCCCUACGAUGAUCAAUUGUCUGACAAAGUCAGGACUCGACAUUCCUGUGGAUUUGGAGAAGCUGACCCCUCAGCUCCAAGCAGCGUAGAGAAGAAGCGCAGCUUGGAAGAUGGUGUGCAACGGCUGCUUGGCAGAUGAUACCCGAAUUAGGGCUUUGUGGCACGGAUGCAGGCAUGCAGCCAGCCAAGACCAGUGCAUGAGUUGGAAAUGCUUCCCAUAUGUUUGGCUUGAUACAUGUAGCGCUUAGCCUCUCCGAUAGUAGCAUGUGUAUUCCUGGUGCGUCCUCGAUGGCGUGCUCUGUUGUAGCUGUGGAUUUGUGACCUUGAUUAUUGCACGUUGCUUGAUAGCUGCAAUUCUCGUUUUUUAUAAGCUGGGACUGGAAACAUGUAGCCAACAGUUGUUGCCAUAAUGCCAUGUGCUAAUAUUGUUCUUUUUUCCUAUAA